Molecule: messenger RNA, 1325 nt
Organism: Chlamydomonas reinhardtii
Lineage: Eukaryota; Viridiplantae; Chlorophyta; Chlorophyceae; Chlamydomonadales; Chlamydomonadaceae
Exons: 7
Coding region: 57-755 (232 amino acids)
Molecular function (GO): iron ion binding
Source: RefSeq, a predicted model, not a curated record
AAGACAGUCGAGUGGCACAACAAUCACGUAGUCCUAUAAUUAUCUGAUCAAGCAUAAUGGCCCUUGCUAUGCAGCGCUCCGCUGCCCCGCGCCAGGCCUUCGGCGCUAAGCCUGCCGUCCGCUCGGGCGUGCGCGUUGCUCGCAGCCGCGCUUCGGCUGUGUCUGUGCGCGCUGACGGCGCUCAGGUCCAGGUGGACAUCGACAAGCCCCUGGGCCUGGUGCUGGAGCAGUCCACUGCUCCUGGUGGUGGUCUGGUGGUGAAGUCCUCUCGCGGCAACGCCGCCAAGGUUGGCAUCAAGGCGGGUGACACCAUCAUCUACACCUCGUCGUUCUUCGGCGAUGAGCUCUGGCCCGCUGACAAGCUGUCCUUCACCAACAACGCCGUGGCCAACUGCCCCUCGCCCGUGACCUUCGUCUACGUGCCCGGUGAGAACACCAAGGUGAACGUGAAGCGCCUGCCCAAGAAGCCCGCCCCGGCUCGCUUCGGCCGCAAGCUGACCUCCGCCGAGAAGGCGCUGGCCUCGCACAUCUGCGUGGACUGCGGCUACAUCUACUGCGACUCGACCCCCUUCGACGACACUGCCGCCAACUACCGCUGCCCCCAGUGCAACGCCCCCAAGCGCCGCUUCGUGCCUUACGAUGCCGAGUCGGGCAAGAGCACCGGUGUGGCUGAGGGCACCAUCGGCACCAUCGCCACUGUCGUCGGCGGCCUGCUGGGCAUUGGCGUCCUGACCUACCUGGCCACCAGCGUGUAAACGGCGCGCAGCAGAGCUGUGGAGCCCGCCGCGGAGCAGGGCUUGCGCGGUCUGCUGUGCCGUGCACCCGCUUCGCAGAGCAGCUGCUGAGAGAGGAGGAGGAGCUGAUUAGGGACGGGCAGCAGCGGUGCCGGCACUUUCAGUCCGGCUGCUGCUGUUCUGGCGAUUACGGGGAAUGAUGGUGUGCAGCGGCUCGAGUAGCGCUGAACACAUGUGUUGAGCAUGAUAAUACGGACUGGGAGCCGCAAGGCUCGCUAGAUUUCGCCCUAUCUGCGUUGCGGGGCCAUCCAGACUGCAGGUGAGCAACAUACCAACGAUUUGCGGCCUGUUGUUCUGGAGUUUUGGGCCUUCCCGGACCGGCAAGGGAUGUGUACAUGUGCGCAGCUGUGCAAGUGUCACCGUGUAAGAGGUUAGGUGUUUGGGUUGUGGGUGCAUGUUUGUGAUUUGUGCCCUUGGUGUUGAGCAAGUUAUGAAGGCUGCGUGCUGUGGAGGCGAUCACCUUUUGCAGUAUGGAAGUUCUGGAAUCCAUCUCGGCCGAUGCUUUAGACCACUGUAAGAACAUGACAAGCA